Messenger RNA from Coregonus clupeaformis (lake whitefish), 1521 nucleotides. Its product is annotated as proline-rich extensin-like protein EPR1. Lineage: Eukaryota; Metazoa; Chordata; Actinopteri; Salmoniformes; Salmonidae. The transcript has 3 exons. Bases 1 to 1521 code for a protein of 506 amino acids. The record is from RefSeq and is a predicted model, not a curated record.
AUGGAAAUCAUCCCCCAUCCAGGCCAGAGAACACCCCCUGCCUCCAACCCCCCUAACCCCCUGUCCACCAUCCCCAUCCAGGCCAGAGAACACCCCCUGCCUCCAACCCCCCUAACCACCAUCCCCAUCCAGGCCAGAGAACACCCCCUGCCUCCAACCCCCCUUAUACCCCGCCAGAGAACACCCCCUGCCUCCAACCCCCCUAACCCCCGUCCCCCAUCCCCAUCCAGGCCAGAGAACACCCCCUGCCUCCAACCCCCUAACCCCCCUAACCACCAUCCCCAUCCAGGCCAGAGAACACCCCCUGCCUCCAACCUCCCUAACCCCCUAACCACCAUCCCCAUCCAGGCCAGAGAACACCCCCUGUCUCCAACCCCCCUAACCACCAUCUCCAUCCAGGCCAGAGAACACCCCCUGCCUCCAACCCCCCUAACCACCAUCUCCAUCCAGGCCAGAGAACAGCCCCUGCCUCCAAACCCCCUAACCCCCUGUUCACCAUCCCCAUCCAGGCCGAGAACACCCCCUGCCUCCAACCCCCCUAACCACCAUCCCCAUCCAGACCAGAGAACACCUCCUGCCUCCAACCCCCCGUCCACCGUCCCCAUCCAGGCCAGAGAACACCGCCUGCCUCCAAGCCCCCCCGUCCACCAUCCCCAUCCAGGCCAGAGAACACCCCCUGCCUUCAACCCCCCUAACCCCCAUCCCCAUCCAGGCCAGAGAACACCCCCUGCCUCCAACCCCCUAACCCCCCGUCCACCAUCCCCAUCCAGGCCAGAGAACACCCCCUGCUCCAACCCCCCGUCCACCAUCCCCAUCCAGGCCAGAGAACACCCCCUGCCUCCAACCCCCCUAACCACCAUCCCCAUCCAGGCCAGAGAACACCCCCUGCCUCCAACCCCCCUGUCCACCAUCCCCAUCCAGGCCAGAGAACACCCCCUGCCUCCAACCCCGUCCACCAUCCCCAUCCAGACCAGAGAACACCCCCUGCCUCCAACCUCCCGUCCACCAUCCCCAUCCAGACCAGAGAACACCCCCCUGCCUCCAACCCCCGUCCACCAUCCCCAUCCAGACCAGAGAACACCCCCUGCCUCCAACCUCCCGUCCACCAUCCCCAUCCAGACCAGAGAACACCCCCUGCCUCCAACCCCGUCCACCAUCCCCAUCCAGACCAGAGAACACCCCCUGCCUCCAACCCCCGUCCACCAUCCCCAUCCAGACCAGAGAACACCCCCUGCCUCCAACCUCCCGUCCACCAUCCCCAUCCAGACCAGAGAACACCCCCUGCCUCCAACCCCCCGUCCACCAUCCCCAUCCAGACCAGAGAACACCCCCUGCCUCCAACCUCCCGUCCACCAUCCCCAUCCAGACCAGAGAACACCCCUGCCUCCAACCCCCCGUCCACCAUCCCCAUCCAGACCAGAGAACACCCCCUGCCUCCAACCCCCGUCCACCAUCCCCAUCCAGACCAGAGAACACCCCCUGCCUCCAACCCCCCUAACCCCCCGUCCACCAUCCCCCUGA